AUGGGGAAUAAGGAUGACAGAAAAAAGAGAUACGAAAUAAUUCUUCAUCGACUUCAUUUCAAGCGACAACGGCAUCUGGGCGGUGCACAAAAAGGAUGGGAAAUUCGCAACAGCCCAAGGUGGCAUUGGGAUACAACGAGUUCUGAAGCCUUCAACGUGUCGCGCUCCUGGAAAAGGACGACGCAGUGCGGCAGGAGACAA
Molecule: messenger RNA, 201 nt
Organism: Mesorhabditis spiculigera
Lineage: Eukaryota; Metazoa; Nematoda; Chromadorea; Rhabditida; Rhabditidae
Source: the annotation of a GenBank genome assembly